AUGCCACCUCUCAACACUUCUCACCCCUCUCCUGUCACCUUCUCUCUGAUGGGCAUCCCAGGUCUAGAGCACCUGCAUGUCUGGAUCGGGAUUCCCUUCUGCUCCAUGUACGUGGUGGCUGUGGUGGGGAACGUGAUCAUCCUGGCAGUGGUGAGGGCAGAGCGGAGCCUCCACGAGCCCAUGUUCCUCUUUCUGUGCAUGCUGUCAGUCACUGACCUGGUCCUCUCCACGUCUACACUGCCACGCAUGCUGUGUCUGUUCUGGCUUGGAGCCCGUGACAUUGCCUUUGAUGCUUGCCUGGCCCAAAUGUUCUUUAUCCACAGCUUUACUGCCAUGGAAUCAGGCUUCUUCCUGGUCAUGGCCAUGGAUCGAUAUGUGGCCAUAUGUCACCCCCUGCGCCAUGCCACCAUUCUCACCCACACUCACAUCACCAUAAUGGGUAUAAUUGUGGUGGUCAGGGGUGUGGCCUUCUUUUCUCCACAUCCCAUCCUGCUCAAACAGCUUCCCUACUGUAGAACACGAAUCAUUGCCCACACCUACUGUGAGUUCAUGGCUGUGGUGAAGCUGGCAUGUAUGGACACAGGGGCCACAAAGCGUUGUAGCCUCAGUAUGGCUUCCAUCAUAGGCUCAUGUGAUGCUAUUCUCAUUGCUGUAUCCUACGCCUUCAUUCUCCACUCUGUAUUUCACCUGCCAUCCCGAGAAGCUAGCUUUAAGGCUUUGGGCACAUGUGGCUCCCAUGUUUGUGUCAUUCUUGUCUUCUAUUCCACAGCGGGCUUUUCCAUUUUCACUCACCGUUUUGGGAAAAAUAUACCUGCACACAUUCAUAUUUUUAUUGCAAAUAUGUACCUUUUGGUGCCUCCUUUCCUUAACCCUAUUGUAUAUGGAGUAAGGACUAAGAAAAUACGGGAACAUGUUCUUGGGGCUAUAAGAGCUAAAGCUGCCUGA
Messenger RNA from Choloepus didactylus (southern two-toed sloth), 945 nucleotides. Its product is annotated as olfactory receptor 52D1-like. Bases 1 to 945 code for a protein of 314 amino acids. NCBI's taxonomy places the organism in Eukaryota, Metazoa, Chordata, Mammalia, Pilosa, Megalonychidae. Gene Ontology annotation, biological process: G protein-coupled receptor signaling pathway. Gene Ontology annotation, cellular component: membrane. Gene Ontology annotation, molecular function: olfactory receptor activity; G protein-coupled receptor activity. The record is from RefSeq and is a predicted model, not a curated record. The transcript has a single exon.